This is a messenger RNA of Elaeis guineensis (African oil palm), 438 nucleotides long. Its product is annotated as AAA-ATPase At3g28580. The record is from RefSeq and is a predicted model, not a curated record. Gene Ontology annotation, molecular function: ATP binding; ATP hydrolysis activity. Lineage: Eukaryota; Viridiplantae; Streptophyta; Magnoliopsida; Arecales; Arecaceae.
CCGGCAUCCGAUCGGCUUCGUCCCAUAACUCCCAGUCUGGAGAAGAGACUGAGACUUGAGAGAUAGAGAGAGAGAGAGAUGGGUGACCAAUGGGCAAGCGUGGGCUCCCUCCUCGCCGGCCUCAUGUUCCUCGGGGCGGUCAUCCGCCAAUACUUCCCCUUCCGCCCUGAAACCAUCCUCAUCAAAUACAUCCGCAAGCUCACAUCCUUCAUCUACCCCUACGUCCAGAUCAAAAUCCCAGAGUACACCGGCGAGCGCAUGAAGCGCAGCGAGGCCUACGCCGCCGUCGAGGCCUAUCUCAGCGCCUCUUGCUCGCAGCGCGCCCACAAGCUCAAGGCCGAUCUCGGCAAGGACAGCACCAAACCAGUCCUCAGCAUGGACGACCAUGAGGAGGUCACCGACGAAUUCGAGGGCACCACGUUUUGGUGGUCCUCCUCC